Metarhizium brunneum ARSEF 3297 is the source of this 1296-nucleotide messenger RNA. It is a transcript of the gene MNT1, whose product is annotated as Glycolipid 2-alpha-mannosyltransferase 1. Gene Ontology annotation, cellular component: membrane; Golgi apparatus. Gene Ontology annotation, molecular function: alpha-1,2-mannosyltransferase activity. The record is from RefSeq and is a predicted model, not a curated record. Lineage: Eukaryota; Fungi; Ascomycota; Sordariomycetes; Hypocreales; Clavicipitaceae. Gene Ontology annotation, biological process: protein N-linked glycosylation; protein O-linked glycosylation; cell wall mannoprotein biosynthetic process.
AUGGUGGCUGGCAACGCGCGCUACGUUCGCUACAUCAUCAUCGCCGUCUUUACUCUGGCAGUGUUUUAUUUUGUUUCCAACUCAAAGUACGACGCUGUGACCAUUCCAACGGGUUUGGAUCAUGCCAGCACGAAUACCAACGCUGGCAAAUCAGACGACCCCAGAAAUGAACCUCAACAACCCCUCGAGAAACCCGAGAGCUCCGAUAACGCUGCGACUGUCCCGAAGAAACAGAACGGAAACAAUGCGCAAUCCCCGCUGGCUAUGACACCAGAAGAUCCCAAUUGGGAUGUUGAACUGGUUUCUCCUGCUCCUGGACCUCGCAUGAACGCCACCUUCGUUACUUUGGCUCGCAACAGCGACGUGUGGGAUAUUGCUCGCUCGAUCCGCCAGGUCGAGGACAGAUUCAACCGCCGAUACAACUAUGACUGGGUCUUCCUCAACGACAAGCCCUUCGACGAAACCUUUAAAAAGAUCACCACGUCCCUGGUGUCCGGCAAGACGCACUAUGGCGAGAUCGCCGAGGAGCAUUGGUCAUUCCCCCAGUGGAUCGACCAGGACAAGGCCAAGAAAGUGCGCGAGGACAUGGCUGAGCGCAAGAUCAUCUAUGGUGAUUCCGUGAGCUACCGCCACAUGUGCCGAUUUGAAUCCGGUUUCUUCUUUCGACAGCCCCUUAUGAUGAACUACGAUUACUACUGGCGUGUUGAGCCAUCUAUUGAAUUGUACUGCGACAUCCACUAUGACCCUUUCCGCGUCAUGCAUGAAGGUGGCAAGAAGUAUAGCUUCGUUCUCAGCUUGUACGAAUACGCAGAGACCAUCAAGACUCUUUGGGACAGCACCAAGAAGUUUAUGAAGAACCACCCCGAACACAUUGCUGCGGAUAACGUUAUGGGUUUCCUCAGUGACGAUGGCGGAGAAACAUACAACAACUGCCAUUUUUGGUCCAACUUCGAGGUCGGCAAUCUGAACUGGCUCCGAAGCAAGCCUUACAUUGACUUCUUCGAAUCUCUUGACCGUGACGGUGGCUUCUUUUAUGAACGAUGGGGCGAUGCCCCAGUUCACUCUAUUGCAGCUGGACUCUUGUUGAACAAGAGCGACAUUCAUUUCUUCAACGACAUUGCCUACUGGCACGUCCCUUUCACUCAUUGUCCUACUGGCGAGAAGACCCGAUUGGCUCUCCGAUGCCACUGCAAUCCAAGCGACAACUUUGACUGGAAGGGCUACUCUUGCACUUCACGAUUCUUCGACGUCACAGGCAAGACCAAGCCUAAGGGCUGGGAGAGUGAGAAAGAUUGA